GGAAUACCGGAUAUCAUAAUACGGAGUCGGGAGGAAUACCUGACUAGUUUUGAGCGGGAGAAAGAGAACACAAACAAACCCGUACAAUCGGAAAUACGACCGAUCAACAAAGACCCCUCGUCACACGUUGACAGUUUUGCGAUACCGAGAAUUGAUGAAAAUAGUCUUUCACAGGAAGGUCCGAGUGCAAAGAGUAAUAACUCCGAAGGAAAUAUAAAUAAGAAUGAUUCCAUGGUGAACGGACCGUACAGUGCUCAUCCAGAGAUCUCGUCAGAUGACGAUGAAGAAAUUGAAGCAGAUGAAGAAUUACGAAAAAUGUUGGCCGGCUUGGAUAUUCCAAAGUUACCCAGUCUUUGGGAUCCUGAGCUGAAAAACCCUGAUCGUGACAAAUUCUUUGAAUCAGGAUAUGACUCUAG
This is a messenger RNA of Acaulospora colombiana, 416 nucleotides long. Lineage: Eukaryota; Fungi; Glomeromycota; Glomeromycetes; Diversisporales; Acaulosporaceae. The record is from the annotation of a GenBank genome assembly.